Messenger RNA from Lizanozyma spartinae, 2583 nucleotides. RefSeq lists its product as uncharacterized. Lineage: Eukaryota; Fungi; Ascomycota; Pichiomycetes; Serinales; Debaryomycetaceae. The transcript has 2 exons. Gene Ontology annotation, molecular function: protein binding. The coding region runs from base 1 to 2583 and encodes 860 amino acids. The record is from RefSeq and is a predicted model, not a curated record.
AUGAUAACCAUUGAUUUAAAUCGGUUUGAAUUACUGGAUAUACUUGCACAUCAACAACGGAAUACCUCUUCAACAUCCGAUCACAACACAGAUACUGGUUAUUAUGGUGAGGGAAUGAAUUUCAUAUCAUCGUAUUUUCUCAAAGCCAAUGCUCCAUUCCAAUUGAGACCAUCGCGUCUGUCAACUAGAUAUAAGCUAGGUGAGCUUUUCCUUAACAUAAGAAUAUCUCUUCUGCCCAAGGUUUGGCUUUUCCUUUUUCCCUCAUUGGCUUUCUUUGAAUUCAUGGUCUUAUUACUGACAUGGGCUCUUGUAUUUCCGACAUCUACUAAUGAACUGAACGGUUUGUUUGACUGGCUGUAUUCUUUGAACAUCAGUAACAAAAAUGACCUUCUCUACUAUUUGGAAUUUUCUAGUAUGAUUUCAUUCAUACUUGCAGUUAGCUCCUUAGUGUUUAGAUUAACACCUAGCAAAAUCACAGACAUUUCCAAAAGUCGAAAUAUUGAGGAAGCAUUCCAAGAGCUAAAGAAUAUAGAUUUAAUUGAAGAGGCAAAACAAAAGAAAACAGAUGGGAUGGGUAGUGAUAUCGCAAGGAAGAACCAGUUCAAUAUUAUUGAUCUACCAGAACGCCACCAAUUGGAUAUCAUUCAACUUGUUUGUGGAAGAACGUCACCAUUCGUUGUUUCAAUAGGUUUGGAUCACCGUGUGUUGAUAUGGUCCCCUCUUAUUAAACCUACUAUCCCAGAACCUAUAAAUAUUAGCUCCAAGGCGUUGUUGCUCUCGAAUAAUAGCGAGUUUUGGCCCAUAAAUUAUAUUGACAUGAGUGAGGAAGGUGAUUACAUUGUGUUGUUAAAUUAUCGGUAUAGAUUGAUGAAGUUAUUCUCAAGGAAAAGCUUACAAUUCCUUUGGGAAAUUCAAUUGUCGCCUACCAAGGAUGGUUCAAAGUUCAAAGUCUUGGAAUCCUUUUUCCGAAAGAGAACAGUCCCAGGAUUUUUAGCUCGAAAGAUUCUUGAAAAGAACAAGAGUUCUACUUCUAAAUCCAAAACUUUCCAACAAGAUGAUUUUGUCAUGGUUCUACAAACAGGUGAGUUGAUCAGUGUGUCAUGCAGUGAUGGAACAGUUAAGGUGAUGAAUAUUAUUGAUGAUGUGUACAAGAAAAAGGCACAAGGUGCCAUCAAGAAGAAGUAUGACAUGGGGCCAACAGAACUAGAUGAUUUAAAUUCUACAGUGCGUCUCAAUAAUGCAAAAGCUUUAUUCACUCCUCGUGUUAACGACAGAAUCGUAUGCAAUGCUACUAAUUCUGAUAUAUUCGUGGGUGUAACUGUGAACAACAGCUGGAAAUUCCGGAAAUUGACUCUUCGAGAGGGGGAAUUCAAUAAGGGUAUUACUGAUCACAUGUACAUACCUCCACCUCUACAACCAAUGCGUUCGAGACAGAACUCCAUUGAUGUUGAUUUUGCUAGUAUAGCUAGAGAAGAACAGAGAAUCAAACAACAAACUAAGCAGUAUUUCAUUGAGCUGCAUCAGAAAUCAAUUACUUAUGACGAUUCAUCGGUAGUGCAGAUAAAUAUGCCGGCAAUUGUUGUCGUGGAAUUUGUGGGUAUGGUAGUCAGAUUAAAAAACAUGGUUGCAGAGUUGAUUGAUAUACAGAGUGGUAUUAUUAUUAGGACAUUUGCAUUGGGUAAUAUAAAAUCAAAUCUGUUGCGUGUGACUCAUUCUGAGCCUACUCAUUGCAGAUUCUGUGGAUGUGCAUCUGUUCAAUCGUUCCUGAUAAUUUAUCAGGAAGAGGGUACUAAAAGAUUGAUCGUUCACACGUUUAGGAUAGACGAGAAGAGAGCAAAGAGCAAUAUCUGUUUGAGAGUUGAAAGAGAUCCUCGAGAAAUCAGAUGUCUUGGGUUCAAUGCAGCUGUUGAACAUCAGUUUUGGUUCAAUAAUGUCGAAGCAUGGGAGUCUACCGAUGUAAACAUGAUUAUUGGUUUACGCAGAGAGACAAGUUGUGAUGACGAUGAUAUCAAUAGUGACGUUGAUCAUUAUGAUAAUUCUAAGCAAAGUUUUCUGACAGGAAUGGUAGCUACAAACUCCAGAAAUAUCAUUGACUCUACAAAUGGUCUUCUGCUGGUUAGAAACAGACGUGCUUUGAUUUCUGAAGCUCUACAAACGCCGGAAAAUGGUUCAUCAAAUAAUAGCAAAGUUACUUCUCCUGUAACUGGAAAACGAUCUGGAAAAAUGGAAGGUUUUAUCAUUACAAACAUUGAUGGUAAACUCAUUCCCUAUGAAAUACCUCCAAGCAGUACACCUGAUUAUAAUAACAUACAGUUGAUCACAUGCAUACAUCAGUUUGGAUACAAGAGUGUUGCUUUUAACAUCAACAACAAGUUAAGGAUCUUGUACCUUGGAAGCGACAAGUUGAUUGAAAGAAACUUGUAUUAUUGUGGAACACAGGCAACAAUGGGUCUGGUUCUUAAAGGUUUACCUGGUACAGAUUCUGCCAAUGUUGGACCCUCUUCACCAACUGGAGGAAAAACCAGUGAUUUGUUGUUUAUCAAUAAGAGAAGAAGGAUGCAGGAAAGGAAAUUGAAUGUUUAA